Solanum stenotomum is the source of this 903-nucleotide messenger RNA. RefSeq lists its product as uncharacterized. Bases 1 to 903 code for a protein of 300 amino acids. The transcript has 2 exons. The record is from RefSeq and is a predicted model, not a curated record. Lineage: Eukaryota; Viridiplantae; Streptophyta; Magnoliopsida; Solanales; Solanaceae.
AUGGAGACUGCCCCAUUGGGUGAUUGGAUCUGCCACCUGUUGAAGGAGAGUGAAUUUGUAGAUUCAAGGGGAAAGGGCUCUAAUAAUGUGUUGACUGAGUUGCAGCUGAAUGAAUUUCAGAACGUGAAAUGUCUCCAGCUCUCUGAUUGUGAUUUAGUGACACAUUUAUUGAAGAGGACACAUGAAGUAAUCAAGUUCCCCAAUUUAUAUGAGUUGGAGCUUCAAUAUCUGGAAUGUCUCACUCACUUUUGCAGUGACACUGUUGUGGGCAUUGAGUUCCCUCAGUUACGGAUAGUGAACCUCUGUUACUUACCUGAGUUCCAAAAUUUGUGUCCUAUAGCCAACAACUCCAUCACAGACUCAAAUCUUCUUUUUCAUGAAAAGGUUUCUUGUCCCAACCUAGAAGAGCUAAAGAUCACUGGGGCUAUCAGCAUAAGUGCUCUAUGCUCUCACCAACUUCCAACUGACUACUUCACCAAACUUAAGACAUUGUAUGUAUCUAAUUGUGGAAAAUUGAGAAACUUGAUGUCUCCAUCAGUGGCCAAAGGUCUUUUGAAUCUCCAAGUGUUAUGCAUAACAAAUUGUGAAUCAAUGGAAGAAGUGAUCACAAAAGGAGAAGGAAUCAUGACCUUAUUUCCGCAAUUGGAACAACUGGAGCUUCACAAGCUGCCUAAGUUGGGGCAUUUCUUUAUGACAGAACAUGCUCUUGAAUUUUCAUUUCUCAAGGAAGUGAAGAUUUAUAACUGCCCUGAAAUGAAGACAUUUGUCCAACAAGAAAUACCUAUGAGUACACUGAGUCUCAAAUGGGAGAACUUUGAUAAUAAGGUGAAAGUAGAUGAUCUGAAUAAAUGGAUACAACAGAGGUUCAAUUACAAGGUUUGUCUUAUUCCACGAGUUGAAUAA